AUGGUUCUUCAAGAUAGUAAGGGUGGUAGGAUUCAAGCUUCCAUUCCAAAAUCCUUGGUGAAGAAGUGGAGGGGAGUGAUUAUUGAGUUUCAAAUGUACACUAUGAGCAACUUUAUUGUAAUUAAGGAAACCAAUCCUAUGAAGAGAGUCACACCAGGAACAUGGGUCCUUACUUUCUCACAUAGGACUAGGGUUGAUCAUGUUGUGAAUCCAAGUUUUCCACUUCAGCCUUUUCGCUUUAGGACGAUUCCACAGCUCAUCAAUGCUGGAAGCUUGGUCGACAAUGAUCUUUUUGAUCUUAUUGGCGAGAUUGUUGGGAAGGAAGAGCCCAAAGAUUUAAUCACUAAUAAAGGGAAAGAGACAAGACGUCUGGCGAUUGUGUUGCAAGAUCUCGAGAACAAUAGGAUUAAUUGUGUGCUGUUUGGUGGCAUGGUGGACCAAAUACUACCACAUUUUGAGGAAGGAAGGGUGGAACCACUUAUUGUCGUGCUGCAGUAUUUCAGAGCAACCAGGUGGAAUGGUAUGUGUUUAGGGUUGUACAAGGUUUUUGUUUUUUGUGAACAAAUAAAAAUACCAUCAAUAACAACAUUAAGAGCUAACUUGACAAGAUAUUAA
Molecule: messenger RNA, 615 nt
Organism: Arachis stenosperma
Lineage: Eukaryota; Viridiplantae; Streptophyta; Magnoliopsida; Fabales; Fabaceae
Exons: 4
Coding region: 1-615 (204 amino acids)
Source: RefSeq, a predicted model, not a curated record